Messenger RNA from Ornithorhynchus anatinus (platypus), 1867 nucleotides. It is a transcript of the gene SPATA18, whose product is annotated as spermatogenesis associated 18. The transcript is spliced from 13 exons. NCBI's taxonomy places the organism in Eukaryota, Metazoa, Chordata, Mammalia, Monotremata, Ornithorhynchidae. Gene Ontology annotation, cellular component: mitochondrial outer membrane. The record is from RefSeq and is a predicted model, not a curated record. Gene Ontology annotation, biological process: mitophagy by internal vacuole formation; mitochondrial protein catabolic process. The coding region runs from base 123 to 1685 and encodes 520 amino acids.
UCCCGCCCCCCCAGGAGGGAGGAUGGCCCGGCCGUUUGCACCCUGAGCUCGGUGGAAGGCUGCCCCUGUCCUGAACCCCGUCCCCCCAAUCCCCUGUCACCCCCCGGCCCGAGGGCAGUGCCAUGGCCGAGAGCCUGCGGAGGCUGGCCAGCCUGGGCACCUGCAAGCUGCUGCAGGACAAGCUGGAAUCCUGGUACGAGGAUUACCACCUGAAUUCGUGCGACGAGAACGUGAACCGCUGUUGCGAGAUCAUCGAGCUGAGCUCCCGGAUCCAGGGCCAGCUCUUCUCCAUCCUCAGCCUCACCGCGCAGGAAGGGGGCUACUACGCCGGGGUGGAAACCAUCAAGACCCGCCUGCUGCCGUGGUUGGGGAACUGCUUUGCCAGCACAUCCUGGAGCCCAUCCUGGGACACCCCAAAGACCCUCAUUCAGGAGUCCCUGGAAAAGGACCGGCAACUGAGGGCUCUCUGCAGCAGCCGCGAUCGGGAGCUCCAGGACCUGGAAUCCGAACUGACCACCAUGCGCUUCCAGCUCGGCAGGGUCCAGCAAGAUCUGGCCCAAGCCCAGCUGGCUCUCGAAGACACCAAGGCCAAAUCCUCCACCACCCUGCUGGCCGCUGAGGAAGAGAUAGUCAAGCUGAAAUCCGAGCUCCAGGCGUCCCAGGCCCAGGAUGAGGCUCACCAGUGGAACCUGGCCCGGCUGGGAGACUACGAGCGGCAGAUGCAGCGGUUGAGGGAUGAGAUGGCCAAGCUGGGCGGGGAGAAAUCCACUGUCCAGAACAGGAUCUCCCGGAGCCGGUCCCCCAGCCCCGGCCCCCGUGGCAGCCGGUCCCCCAGCCCCAGGCCCCGGCGCCCCUCCCCCAGCCGCCCCUGGCCGACCGACGCUUCACGCCAAGCCCACCUGGUGUCCCGCUUCAACGCCGUGUACUCCCAGGAGCGCCGGGAGGCGCAGGCCCUGCUGACGCGCUACAUCGAGGACCCGGAGGUGGUGCAUCGGAUCCUGUACAUAGCCACCGUGGAAUCCUUCCGGGCGGCCAAGACAGCCUUCAGGCACUUCAAGAUCCGCGUGAGGAAGUCGCUGGCCCCGUCCCACGUGGGGCCCGAGUCCCUGGAGGAUGCCGUCCUCGACUACAUCAGCCGCCAGCAGGAGCUGUACGACGUCCAGGGCAGCGUCAAUGAUGUGAUCCGCGCCAUGAACGUCCACCCUAAGAUCUCGUUCCCACCCGAAAUCGACUUCAUCCUGCUCAGCUCGUUCAUCCGGGAGCUGUGCCGCAUCGCUUUCGCCAUGCAGACCCUGCAGCCUGCCCUGGACAUUGCCCUGGGCACCGACGGCGAGCUCUUCAACGAGCGCAAGUACCGCCGCACGUACGACUCCGACUUCACCGCCCCGCUGGUGGUCUACCACGUGUGGCCGGCCCUUAUGGAGAACGACAACGUCGUCAUGAAGGGGGAGGCUUUCACCAAGAGAGGAGUUCUGUGGUGCCAGACGAGGAGCCGGAGCCGGAGCCGCAGUCGAAGUCGGAGCCGGAGUUCCAGCCCCGUUCGCUCCCGCUGCACCUUCCGCCAGUUUAUGCUGUCUCGCAGCCGCAGCCCCUCCCCAUUCAGGAGCCCCAGCCCAAGCCAGCGCCCAGAGGGAGGCAAGAGUCGGUCCAUGCCCGCCUCCCACCGUCUCCAGGCAGCGGAGUAGGUGCCCACAGUGUGCGAGUCCAAUGAAAGCCUAAGACACAGUCCCUAUCCUCAAGUAGCUCACAACUGAAUGGGGCAACAGGCAGACAGGGAGAGCACAGGUACCGUGGGAAAACGGAUGUAGCUGGAAGUAACAAACGACGAACCGCUAACGGGAAUAAAUCUAUCGCUAAUACACACGAA